Messenger RNA from Magnusiomyces paraingens, 2223 nucleotides. RefSeq lists its product as uncharacterized. Gene Ontology annotation, molecular function: carbohydrate derivative binding; L-glutamine:D-fructose-6-phosphate transaminase (isomerizing) activity. Gene Ontology annotation, biological process: fructose 6-phosphate metabolic process; UDP-N-acetylglucosamine metabolic process; protein N-linked glycosylation. Lineage: Eukaryota; Fungi; Ascomycota; Dipodascomycetes; Dipodascales; Dipodascaceae. The record is from RefSeq and is a predicted model, not a curated record. The transcript has a single exon. The coding region runs from base 1 to 2223 and encodes 740 amino acids.
AUGUGUGGUAUCUUUGGCUACUUGAAUUACCUCGUCCCCAAGACUCGUGGUGAAAUUCUCAACACCCUCAUUGAAGGCCUCCAGCGCCAGGAGUACCGUGGCUACGACUCUGCUGGUCUCGCUAUUGAUGGUGCCCUCCUUCCCAAUGGUGACCGUGAAGUCAGCAUCUAUCGCCAAGUCGGCAAGGUCCAGGCCCUUAAGGAGAAAAUCGAAGCUUCUAACCCAGACGUUGACGAGGUCCUUGAAAACCAUGUUGGCAUUGCCCACACUCGCUGGGCUACCCACGGUGAACCUAAAACCAUCAACUGCCACCCCCAGCGAUCCGAUCCUAACAAUGAGUUCACUGUUGUCCACAAUGGUAUUAUUACAAACUAUAAGGAAGUCAAGGCGUUCCUGGAAUCGCGCAACUACAUUUUCGAGUCGGAAACUGAUACAGAAGCCAUUGCAAAGCUCACCAAAUUUAUCUACGAUACUACUGACAAGGUGGACUUUUCACAGCUUUUGAAGCUCGUCGUCAAGGAGCUUGAGGGUGCCUACGGUCUUAUCAUCAAAUCCACUCACUACCCCCACGAGCUCGUCGCCACCCGCAAGGGCUCCCCCCUGCUUGUCGGCGUUAAGACUGAAAAGAAGCUUAAGGUUGACUUUGUCGAUGUGGAGUUUGGCGACGCUUCGGAAGCUCUUCAAAACUCUGGUACCCUCCUUUCUAGCGAUUCUGCACCAACCCUUACCAUUGCAGGAAGCAGCUCAAUUGCAGGUUCUAACCGCGCCUUGGGCAGUGCUGGUGGAUUGUCACCAUCAGCCGCUUCUUCAGCUGCUUCAGCUGCAGCAGCAGCCGCUAGAUCAUCGAACUCGCUGACUGUGCCUGGCAGACCCCUUGCCGAGAACCUGAGACACUCACAAUCACGUGCCUUUUUGUCUGAGGACGACCAACCCCUCCCUAUUGAAUUUUUCCUCGCCUCAGACCCAGCUGCCGUUGUCGAGCACACCCGCAAGGUCCUUUUCCUUGAGGAUGACGAUAUUGCCCACAUUUACGACGGCGAGCUCCACAUUCACCGCGUUCGCAGAAAUGAGGACGACAAGCUUGUCCGCACCAUUGACACCCUCGAGCUCGAGCUCCAGCAAAUCAUGAAGGGCAAGUAUGACCACUACAUGCAGAAGGAAAUUUUCGAACAACCAGAGUCAGUCAUCAACACUAUGCGUGGCCGUAUCGACUUUGAAAAUAAUACUGUCCAGCUCGGAGGCCUGCGCUCUUGGCUUACCACCAUUCGCCGCUGCCGUCGCAUCAUUAUGAUUGCUUGCGGUACUUCAUAUCAUUCGUGCUUGGCCACCCGAUCCAUCUUUGAGGAGCUCACUGAAAUCCCCGUUUCCGUUGAGCUUGCCUCAGACUUUUUAGAUAGACGCUCUCCUGUUUUCCGUGACGAUACUUGUGUCUUUGUCUCGCAAUCUGGUGAAACUGCAGACACUAUGAAUGCUCUCCAAUACUGUCUUGACCGCGGCGCUCUUACUGUUGGUAUCGUCAACUCAGUUGGUUCUUCUAUUUCCAGACAAACACACUGUGGUGUCCACAUCAACGCUGGUCCAGAAAUCGGUGUGGCCUCCACCAAGGCUUAUACUUCUCAGUACGUGGCUCUUGUUUUGAUGGCUCUUUCUCUUUCCGAUGACAGAGUCUCCAUGAUUGAGCGCCGCCGUGACAUUAUCCAAGGUCUUAAGAAUAUUUCAUCCCAGAUUCAAGAGGUUCUUAACUUGAAUGAUCGUAUUCUCAAGGAAGUUAUUGAAACUGACUUGCUUAACCAAAAGUCGCUGCUGCUCUUGGGCCGUGGUUAUCAAUUUGCCACAGCCCUGGAAGGUGCCCUUAAGAUUAAGGAAAUCUCAUAUAUGCACUCGGAAGGUGUUCUUGCCGGUGAACUGAAACAUGGUGUUCUUGCCCUUGUUGACAAGGAUCUGCCCAUUAUCAUUAUGGCUACUCGUGAUUCGUUAUUCCCCAAGGUUUCUUCGGCUAUUGAGCAAGUCACUGCCCGUAGCGGUAAGCCCUUUAUCAUCUGCAAUAAGGGUGAUGACUUUGGCAAGAACCUCAAGACCCUUGAGGUCCCCACCACUGUUGACUGUUUACAGGGUCUUCUCAAUGUUAUUCCCCUGCAGCUCAUGUCAUACUGGCUGGCAGUCAAGAAGGGUUAUAAUGUCGACUACCCCCGUAACUUGGCCAAGUCUGUUACUGUGGAGUAA